Molecule: messenger RNA, 1400 nt
Organism: Puntigrus tetrazona (Sumatra barb)
Lineage: Eukaryota; Metazoa; Chordata; Actinopteri; Cypriniformes; Cyprinidae
Product: gastrula zinc finger protein XlCGF7.1-like
Exons: 1
Coding region: 1-897 (298 amino acids)
Biological process (GO): regulation of DNA-templated transcription
Molecular function (GO): DNA-binding transcription factor activity, RNA polymerase II-specific; RNA polymerase II cis-regulatory region sequence-specific DNA binding
Source: RefSeq, a predicted model, not a curated record
AUGGCCAUUCACACUGGAAAGAGGCCUUCACGCGUGCCCCUCAGUGUGGAAAGAGCUUCAGUCCAAAAAGGAGGCCUCAAGAAGCACAUCUCAACUCACACAGGAGAAGCCUUUCACAUGCCCUCGGUGCGGAAAGAGUUUCAGCCAAAAGGAGGCCUUAAGAUCCACAUGAGGAUUCACACCGGAGAGAAGCCGUUCACAUGCCCUCAGUGCGGAAAGAGUUUCAGUCAAAAGGAAGGUCUUAAGAAGCACGUGACGAUUCACACCGGAGAGAAGCCUUACGCGUGCCCUCGGUGCGGAAAGAGCUUCAGUCAGCGAGGAAGCCUCGAGGGCCACAUGAGAGUUCACACCGGAGAGAAGCCGUUCACAUGCACUCACUGCUUGAAGAGUUUCAGUCACUCCGGAUCCCUCAGAUACCACAUCAUGAAAGUUUGCAACAAAGAGAAGCCCGACAGAUCCCCCCAGUGUGGAAAGAGUUCCGGUCAAAGUGGAAAACACGGGACGCUUCAAGCCGGAGACAAGCCUUUCACGUGCAAACAGUGUGGAAAGAGUUUCACUCAAAAAGGAAACCUCAACAAGCACGUGACCAUUCACACCGGAGAGAAGCCGUUCACGUGCAAACAGUGCGGAAAGGGAUUCACUCAAAAAGGAGGCCUUAAUAUGCACAUGAGGAUUCACACCGGGGAGAAACCUUUUACGUGCGAUCAGUGCGGGAAGAGUUACCCUCGAAAAGGAGGCCUCAAGAUACACAUGAGAACUCACACCGGGGAGAAGCCUUUCGCUUGCAAACAGUGUGGAAAGAGUUUCAGUCAGCGAGGCAGCCUUGACAUGCACAUUGAAAUUCACAACCGAGAGAAGCCUAAAGGAAAAACUGAAGAACGAACUGAACUGAAAUGACUUGUCUUUUUAAACUAAAUCGGGCUUCUGUAAAGCAGACUCUUUGGGGAGUUAGUUUUGAAUUCUAAACACCUUUGAGCUACCGAGGCGGUUAGUGUGGGUGUGUUCUGAAACUCCACCUUCUUUUGACGCGGGAUUUAUUUUCCCCUGUUUGUUUCAGGCAAAGCGGCAGCGUCUCCGAUUCAUUAUAUGCAUAGUGUGCUGCCACAGAUAUAUCUGCACCUGUAUGAUUGCUAACGAAAGCAGUUAGUUUCUACGAAGAAAUUACAACGGCGCUUGUGUCGACGGCCCGUCGUAGAUUUGUAGUUAUGCAAAAAGCAACAGAAACAUCAGAUGCAAGUUUUCCAAAACGAUGGUAGCAAGUACCAAAUGCAUCCGUUUGAAAUAAAUACUGCUGCUGCUAGUGUUCUUCAUUCAAGGAGAAUUUAAAAGCCAUGUUUAGAUGAACGUAAACCCCGCCUCCAGCAGCGCCGGAGGGUCAGAAUGUUCGGAAACGGUAUUAU